Cuscuta europaea is the source of this 5429-nucleotide messenger RNA. NCBI's taxonomy places the organism in Eukaryota, Viridiplantae, Streptophyta, Magnoliopsida, Solanales, Convolvulaceae. The record is from the annotation of a GenBank genome assembly.
AGCCACCGGCGGAUCAAAGGCACCCUGGGCUGCUUGUUCGAACACUUUCUCCAGAAACUUUCCAUCUUCCACCACCGACACACGCAACGGAUAACCUUCUGCCGCCACUACUUCUCCAUCAUGAUCCCUAAGCAGAAGACCAGCCGAGGUCCGUCCAUCUUGUCUAUGAAGCGCCCAACUUAGCUUGACCGACCCCAAUCGCGGCUUGACCCAUCGGAAGACUGGCUUCCUCGCCCUGAACCUGCCAGAUCUGAUUGAUGGUUCCUUCCCUAUUUGGCUCCCCCUCCUUCCAGACAACCUCCCAGUAGCAUUUCCAGAUCUGCCAUACAAUCACACCAGAAGAGUAUUUUCAAAAAAUCCCAUAUAGGCCUCGAAAAGGAACAAUUCAGGAGCACAUGAUCCUGCGAGGCUGAGUCCACUAAACAAAGAGGGCACCGGGAGGGAUAUACUACAACAAAUUUGGUUAGCCUCUCUGGGAAUGGCAGACACCUAUGCCACAAGCGCCAAAGGAAAACCCUCACCUUAGGAAUUUGUUUAGGAUGCCAUAUAUUUGUGCUUGAUAUAGUCCUCUCCCCUGACCAAAAAGACAUGUAGGCCGACCUAGCACCGAAUAGCCCAUUAGAUGUAUGCUUCCACCUAAUAGAGGAAGGACCUCUAUCCACCCUUUCUUCUGCCACCAAAUGGAUUUGGCAAAUCCGUCUCCAAAUUGGAGAAUCCGGAAGUUUAGACUCCCCCAAGGCCCUCCUGCCAUACUUGCUUUGCAUGAGAUUAGCCCAGAUUGAAUCCCCAUUCUGAAAAUCCCACCAAAGCUUCAUGGCCGAGACCUUUUGGAUAUCAGCCAAAGAUCUGAUCCCAAUUCCUCCCACCUGUGUAGGUUUACUAAUCCUCUUAAAACUUGCCCAGUGAUAUUUAGGCCUGCCAUCUUUAAAACCCCAAAAGAAGUCAGCUAUCUUUUUAUUACUUAAAUUUAUAACUGAUCUGGGGAUUUUGGUUACUGCCAACACAUGAAGAGGCAAAGAACUCAAUACAUGCUUAAUUAAAGUCAACCUCCCACCCUGGGAGAGAGUUUUCUGCCUCCAGCUUGAUAGUUUAGAAUCAAAAGAUUCUAAGAUUUCCUUACAGUGAGUCAGCUUAGUGACUCCCUUGUGUAACUGCACCCCCAGGUAUUUGAAGGGUAACUUAGAAGCUUUCAUACCAAGUUCAUGCUGAAUGUUUAAAAUUCUGCCUGCUGAUGCAUGCUUUCCGAUCACAAAACAGCUCUUUUCUUUAUUAACCAACUGCCCUGUAGAAUUCUGGUACAAGUUCAAAAACUUAGAGAAAUUCCCAAUAGAUCUAGCAGACCCAUUGAGAAAAAUCAUGAGGUCGUCCGCAAAAGCUAGAUGGGAAAUUUGAAAGCCCCUUCCCAAAUUAAAAGUCUGAAUUUGUCCUGCUGCAAUCCGCCAGUUUAAGCCUCUAGAAAAGGCCUCCGACAUAAUAAUAAAUAGACGAGGGGAAAGGGGACCCCCCUGCUUAACCCCUCUAAACGGCUGGAAAAAACCAAAAGGCUCACCAUUGAUAUGAAUAGAAAUGUAAGCUGCCCGUAGGUUACCCAUAAUAAGUUUCCGAACCCCAAAGCAAAACCAAACCGAGCUAAAAUAGCGUCAAGAAAAUCUCAGGCCACCCUGUCAAAGGCAUUUGCCAUGUCUAACUUAAUCACCAGGUUAGAAGACCUAACCUUUCUAUCCAAGUGAUGCAGCACCUCAAGGGCCGUUAAGACUUGAUGUUACAUCUCCUUUCCCUUCAAAAAACCAGACUGUUCAUUCGAAAUAAUUUUUGGCAAAAUUUUGAUCAAUCUAGAAGCUAAGAUCCUCGUAUUGAUUUUACUAAUAAAAGUAGACAAGCAAAUAGGCCGAAAAUCCCCGAAGGACACCGGUUUUUUCUUCUUAAGGAUAAGAACCAUAUUGACACUCCCACACCCUUAGGAAUGGCAAAACCCAGGAAAAAUUCCUGAAUCGCAAGGAUCACAUCGAGUUUAAUGAUAUCCCAACAUCCUUUGUAGAAAGCUCCCCAAAGCCAUCUGGUCCUGGAGCUGCAUGCCUGCAUCAGAACCCAGUCUCCAAAUAGCAUCUCUAACCUCGAGUUCUUCCAAAUAUAUAUUGGGAAGAGUUCAAAUAAAAAGUAGUGUUCCCGUGCAAAGUGCGAAACUUGCACUUUUUCAUGUUUCGCUUUCACUUUUGCUUGUUUUUGUUGCACUUUUUCGCGGUAGCGAAAAAAUUAGUUUAUUUAGGCCUGGGACCGGUUCGGUUCUUACUCAAAAUUGGUGGAACCGUUACAAAAAUUUUAACUAAUGAAAUCGGUUCGGUUCUUGUGUAAAAAAUCAAGAACCGUUAUGGAAUCAAACCAAUACUAAACGGUUCGAUUCUUACUUUUAUCGAUCCCUCGAAUAAUUUUUUCCUCAUCUAAUAAAUGACACUUUUAUUACUUUCUACCACAUUAAAAUGUUAAAAAGAAAAUCAAACACAAGUAUUACAAUUUUAUUUAAAGUUCUAAUAACUUCAAACAUCAAAGCCCAAAUUUAAUUAAGUGAAGACUUAAUAGAAUAAAAGAAAGUUUCAAUUUUCAUUUAAUAAGUAGAACAUAAAAAUCUUAGUUAAGAUAGGAAGAUUGUUCAUCAUCACAGUAGCAAGAUAUGACGUCCACUCCAAGUAUUUCAAACCUUAAAAAAUAUAUUGAGUUUGCAUGUAUAGUUAUAGAAUUAUCAUUGCAGUCUAUUUGCUAGUAGUAUAAUUUACAAUAAUCAGAUGUGGUGAGUGCAGUUCAAGAAUAUUUCUUGGGUGUCCCUAUCCCCAAAGGUAUGGCAAGCAGUUUAAUUGUUCUGAUUCCCAAAAAAGAUAAUCCUGAUAAUUUUGGUGACUUUAGACCCAUUUGUCUGUCCAAUUUUGUUAAUAAGGUUUGUACCAAGGUGUUGGCUGCUAGACUUAUUACUGUGCUUCCAAAAUUAAUCUCAGCAGAGCAGGCGGGUUUUAUGAAUCAAAGAGACAUUCAUGAACAUAUUUUAAUUGCACAGGAGAUGGUACAUUCUUUAGAAAAAAAAGUAAGAGGAUCAAAUGUUAUUAUCAAGUUAGACAUGAAGAAGGCUUUUGAUAAGCUCUCAUGGCAGUUCUUAGCCUCUAUCCUUCAGAGAUUUGGGUUCUGCCAUACUUUCAUUAGAUUGGUGAUGAAUAAUUUGGAGGCUACUUACUUAUCUAUUUUGAUUAAUGGGGUGCCUCAUGGUUUCUUUAAACCUAAAAGGGGGGUCAAACAAGGGGACCCCUUGUCCCCUUUUCUUUUUAUCUUGGCCUCAGAAGCUUUCUCUAGAGGCCUGAAUUGGAAUUUUGAGAAGGGUUUUAUUAAACCAUUUUGGAUGGGCUCAUUGGGUUAUCCUGUCUCCCACCUUGGAUUUGCGGAUGAUUUAUUAAUAUUUCUUAAUGGGGAAUCAAGAUCGUUAAAGAAUUUUAACACUUUCAUUCAGGCUUACCAGGGUGCAUCUGGACAGUCUGUCAAUCUUCAGAAGAGUGCCUUCAUUUGUGGGGCCCAUACUCCAGGCAGAAUUCGUAUUAUGGAAACACUUCUUGGCAUGAAGGAGGCUAAACUACCUGUAAAGUAUCUUGGAGUGUACCUACAUAAGGGCAUCAACAGUGUAUAAUUAUACACUUGACUUAAUCAAUCAGUUUGAGAAGAAGUUGACACCAUGGAAACAAAAGAACUUAUCUUUGGGGGGAAGACUUAUUCUAAUAAAACAUGUUCUCAGCUCUAUUCCCAGCCAUAUCCUAGCUGCAGAUAACAUGCCAAAGAAGACAAUCAGGAUUCUUGAAAGUAAAAUGGCAUCUUUUUUCUGGGGGUCUUCUAAUAUGAAGCCUAAAUACCACUGGUUACAAUGGAACAAACUAUGAUUGCCUACUGAGGAAGGGGGACUAGGGUUAAGGUCUAUAGAGGAGGUGGAAAAAACUUUCAGCAUUAAAAUUUGGUGGAAAUGGCAGACCUCUACUACCCUAUGGACUGAGUUUAUUAGGGCCAGAUACCUUAGGGGAGACAAUAUGACCCCUAAAGUAACUGACUCCCCUGUUUGGAGGAGGAUUUGUGGGAUACACUCUCUAGCUAUCUCUUUUUGUGAUACCUCUUCCUCUGGUGCUCUUAUUUGGACUCCUCAAGAUGAUGGCAAAUUCAGUUUCUCUUCAGGAUACAAUAUGGUUAGGCAGGACCUUCCAUCUUCAUUCUCAUACAAACAUGCUUGGCACCCUAGGCAAAGUUUGCAAAUUAAACUAUUUGUUUGGAAGGUUUUGAAAAGCAUUCUUCCUUUCACUAAUAACCUGGGCAGGUUUAACUAUGUUCUUAAUCCCUCCAUUUGCCCUUUCUGUAGAACCCAUGAGGAUGAUAUGAACCAUAUUCUGUUUAGCUGUUCUAAAAUCAGGCCUAUUUGGGUCUAUUUUAUGGGUAUCUUUGGAAUUCCCUAUGAGAAUAAUAUUAUUACUAUUAAGCAGGUGUAUAUGGCUUGGUGGUUUAAGGCAGGGAGCAUGAAAUUGGUGGACAUUUUCAAACAUAACCUACCAGGAAUUAUAAGUUGGCAUGUUUGGAAAGUCUACACUAGCAUUACUUGGGGCUCAGAAACUCGUAUUCCUUCUUCAGACUCUCUAAUAACUACUAUUAAGUUGUACACACAAUUGUGGGUCAGAAGUUUCCCGAAUAUGAAGGUAAGGUCUAUCAGUGAUAUUUUAUAUGAAGAGCAUCUUAUUCCCAACAAUUUCAAAAUCAAGCGUCCAACGAUUCAAGUCAUCAAAUGGAAGAAACCUCAGGGUAAAUUCAAAUUGAAUACGGAUGCUAGCUAUUUACCUCAAAAAUCUGCAGGUGGUGCUAUUUUGAGGAACUCGACAGGUGAGAUUGUCUUAGCUCUUUCUUUUCCGAUUGUGGCUUCUUCUUGUCUCGAGGCGGAACUGGUAUCUCUUAUCUUGGCUACGGUUUGGACGAUGGAAGCUGGAUACAGUAACUUAUUGGUGGAAACGGAUUCCACUCUGGCUUUGAAGUAUGUCGUUGAUGGAGAGCAAGGAAGAUGGGGAGACGCCAUCCAGAAAAUGAAGAUCUUAGCUAAUAGGAAAGGGGUUUCCUUUUCCCAUGUAUGGCGUCAAGGAAACUGGACGGCGCAUUUUGUGGCGGCCCAAUAUCCAGCCCAAACGCAGGUUGUUUAUCGUGCUUGUGAUCUGCCAACCCAAGCUAAACAGGCCUACUACAUGGAUCUUUUUGAGAUUCCCUCUUUUAGAUUUUAGUAUACAUUUAGUUUGUUUCAAUUCCUGGUUUGUAAUGCUGAGAGGUAUUGAUCUAGUCCCCCUCUCUUUUUGUAUUUUCUCUUAUAUUAAUAAUAUCUCGGUAAAUGUCUCCCGACAUUUACCCCACUGAUUUUGGUGGUUGGCCUUCCG